AUGACGGGCACCGGCAAGUCAGAACUCUGCCGCUGGAUGACUGGCAACCAAGAGCUGUGUACUCCCAGUAGCUCCACGAAGUCACACACCAGCGAAGUCAUCGCGGUUGACGGCAUGCCUUUCAACGAUCCGAAGUUGAUCUCGAACAUCGAAUGGCUUGACACGCCUGGACGAGGUGACACGAGGGGUUACAGCAAGGACUCGGAGCUGUGGAAUCAGACAGUCUACCAACUCCGGAACCGCGGCAGCCGGAGCAUCAAUGCUAUCGUUUGGGUGCUCAAUGCAGCAUGGCAGCGCGGCACGGCUGGCCGGAAGUUGAUGCUACGAGAGCUCAGACGCACAUUUGGCGUGGAGCUAUACAGGCAUCUAUGUGUCGUGCUCAACUUCCUCCCUCAUCCUGCCAACAAGAGCCUCUACCAAGAAGAGCUGUCCUUCCAGAAGAAGAAGUUCACCGACUGGAUCUUGGAAACCGAAGUGGACAUGUUCAACUGGAGCACUUACCUUUUCGAUGAGGUGCAGAAAGAAGUCAGCAGUCUCCGCAUCUAUGGUGUGAGCAUUCAUCCCAAGUACUACGGACUGAAGCCGAAAGAUCUGCCCCUGUCGGCUCCAUACUUGUCCAGCUUUCCUCCAUUUUCACAUCCGGUUGGCCUGGCCAGCUUGAUCAGCCUGUUCAAGGAUACGCAAGACGAAAUUGGGAAGCAAGGCUACAGCGCUCUUGACCCCGGCAAUCUGCAUCCGCGCGUUGGCCCUGGUCUUGUCGUCUCUGGGUCCUACACCAAAACUUGCAAGAUCGCGCCAGCAGUUCGCAUUGCCCAUGUCAAUAUCGCAGGGGAGGAUUGGGUUCAACCAAGAGAGCUUUAA
Messenger RNA from Symbiodinium sp. CCMP2592, 861 nucleotides. The record is from the annotation of a GenBank genome assembly. Lineage: Eukaryota; Dinophyceae; Suessiales; Symbiodiniaceae.